UUUGUAAACAGUAUGACGGAGUGUUAACUCACCAGUGGCGGUAUAAAUUGAACCUGAUUUUAAAUAUCAUUUCAUCAACUAAGAAAAAAUCGAUGAUGUAUGCACGUGGCAUAGACAUACUAUUAACGGCAUUUUGAAUCUGAUUGCAAAAUGAGUCAACCUUCACAAGCUUCCACCAGGAACACAGUCUACACAUCAAAUCUUCCGUUCGAUUUGACCAACAUUGAUGUUCGGAAGAUAUUCGAAAAAUACGGACAAGUCGUUAGAGUUACUAUCCUUCGUGACAAGCAAACCCGGCGGAGCAAGGGUGUCGCUUUUGUUCUUUUUUCCAACGCCAAGGAGGCAGAUGUGUGCUGCACUUCACUCAAUAAUACUGAGAUGUUCGGUCGUACGUUGAAGGCCAGUAUUGCCAAAGACAACGGCAAGGCGGAGGGGUUUUCGAAACGGCGUGAAUACCCGGACAAAAGCCGCUGCUACGAGUGCGGCGAGCAAGGCCAUUUGAGUUACAAUUGUCCUCGGAAUGUACUCGGCGAUAAAUCGCCACCGAAAGCAACUAAGGGUCGAAAUAAAAAUUCGGUCGGAAAAAGAUUUUCCGACGAAAGGGCAGAUUCUACGGUCGAUUUCGGUUGGGACAGUGACGAUGAUGAUCGCUGGAAACGAAUCAGGAGAAAGUUCGCCAUCAGUUGCAGCGGCGAAGCGAGUCAAGUAUAGGAAGAGUGCGUACUUCAGCGACGAUGAAGAAGUAGAUGAUGAUUAAGUUUUACUAAAUUAAACUGUGAUGAUAUAGCCAUUUUAUUGUUUCUACAAUCAUUGAUGACAGCAUAUGAGGCAGAGCUGAAUGGAGAAGACUUUUUUGUACUGUACAGGCCACUCCGGCACUUAGUAUGAAGAAAUCUAUAUAUCUAUAUACAUAAAAAUGAA
Messenger RNA from Armigeres subalbatus, 921 nucleotides. RefSeq names its product zinc finger CCHC-type and RNA-binding motif-containing protein 1-like. Gene Ontology annotation, biological process: mRNA splicing, via spliceosome. The record is from RefSeq and is a predicted model, not a curated record. Lineage: Eukaryota; Metazoa; Arthropoda; Insecta; Diptera; Culicidae. The transcript has 3 exons. Gene Ontology annotation, molecular function: RNA binding; zinc ion binding. Gene Ontology annotation, cellular component: U12-type spliceosomal complex. Bases 151 to 711 code for a protein of 186 amino acids.